UGUUUCCGGAUACAGUUGGUCAGGCGUUAGGCCUAGGUUAUUGAUCAAAAUUCGAUGGACACUGGCCAGUUUCACAUAAAUCAUGUGAACAUUUCUAUGGAUUUUUGUUUAGGAUAUUGAAUGAGUAACCAUUUGGUGUUGGCGAAACAUGGCAUAUGAUAAAUUGAAAGAAAACUAUGAGAGAGCUCAACGAAUAUACAGAUAUUUCUUCAGUGAAGAGAGAAAUAUCUAUCCAUUUUACAUUCCUGCAUUUAUCUAUAUUUUCUUACUUCUCUUGCAUGCAUUAUGGGAUAACAUUCCAGAUUACUGGAAUAGCGUGUAUACACAGCCUACCUUUCCCGAGGUUCCACCUCCCAUGUUAGAAUACUCAAGUGCUCAAUAUCCUAACGAAAUCACGGUUGUGACAGCUUAUUUUAACCUUGGAGAUUUUCAGAAGGGUCCAAUAAAUAUUUUUACACAAGACAUGUACAAGCAGUGGAUGUCUGCAUAUUCUAAGCUCAACAACAGCGUCAUUGCAUUCACUGAUUCUGAGGACAUAGCCAGACUUUUCAGACAGGAAAGGACUAAACAUUUUGCAGAGACGUUAACCCAAGUCCAUGUUGUCAAACGAGAUGACUUUUGGGCAUUUAAACUCGCUCCUAGAAUCAAAGAUAUAUACUCAGAGCCAGAUUAUCCCAAAUUUCCACCAAAUACUGUGAACGAAUAUUACUCUUGUGCAAUGCAUAUAAAGUAUGAACUUCUAGAAAUUGUGAUUAAGAAAAAGCUCCAUAGGACUAGAUACUUAUCAUGGGUCGAUAUAGGUUACUUUCGGGAGAAAAUGAAUAAGAUUUACAAACUUGAGCCCCCAGAUAAUUUGAAGGAGGGCCAUAUUGCAUAUACCCAGAUUCAUCCAUUUUAUGAGUACAUGCAGCCAGAGGAUAUAAUAAAGAACAAUGCUGUGUGGAUAGCUGGAGGUUUUAUCUUAGGAAAACCAGAAUACCUCAUGAUCAUGAUUGAAGAUUAUCGGAAAGCUGUGGAGGACUUGAUUUCUAAACGUUUGAUGGACACUGAUCAGCAAGUCCUGUAUAUCCUGUAUUCUCAGUACUCCGACGUCAAACCCAGGGUACCAGUUCAAACAAUUUACCACUUGUGUAGGUGUAACUGGUUCUUCCUUGGGGAGCUCUGUCGGGAUACAUAUGAUCGACAAUUUAGACCAUUUUUUCCUUUGUUGAACUUUUUAUCUUACUUAGUGUAAACUUUGCCUGUUUUAUAAAGUUUGCGUCCUCAACAACUAUGGUGCAUAUAAAAGAUUAGACUCUCUUUGGUUUAACUCCAGUGUUUUAAUAUAAAAGAAAAAUAAUUUUAUCAACAAAUAUAAUGAGACUUUUUUUAAAAAAAAAAUGAUUUCAGAAUAUACAGUGAAUCUUGUCUAAUCUUGAUGUUGUGUAUUCCAGAAUCUUGUCUAAUAUGAUAUAAAUUUUAAGUCCCUUGCAGAAAAUUCACUUGUUUUAAAUACUUGUAUUGUCAAAUCCAGAAAGAUGUCAUACCCAGCCAUUUUCUUUGGAACAAGUGGUGUUCAGCAUAGACAAGUUUUACUGUACAUGUAUUACUAUAUACCGGUAUACAAUAUAUACACACAUGACAAACCUGUGUUUUACUGCGUACAGAGCAGACAAGUUCAUGCAUAAUAUGAUUCCAAAAGUCCUUGUACAUCUUGUAAAUGGUAAAUUUACCCUGUGUUUUGUUUUCCAUAGGUUAAACUUUCCUGGGUAGUUGUAUUUAAAAGUGGAUGAAUUAGUCAGAUUAAAAUUUGAAAUUUUUUACAUGUAAAAGUAAUCAUGAAUUGUUGAAGACCUAGUCAAUUUUUUUAAUGAAAUGAUUAGAAAGAGAUGAUUUGGAUUCCUGUACAUAUUUCUUGUUUAUGUUGUUGUGUGCUCAACUUGUUUCAACAUUCCUUUUGUUCCAAUUUAUUUCUUAAUAUUUAUAAAAGUAGUCAGGCAUUGGGUCUUCCCUAUAUUUUAAAUUGGGUAUAAAUAUUGUGAUAUACAUGUACAUGUAUGUAUUUAUAUUGUAAAUUCAUUGCUUCCCAUUGAAAGCAACUAUUUGAUAAUGUCCUAAAAUGUUAAUAGGGUACAUGUACGUAUGAAAUGUGUUUACUUUUACUUAUAUAUGAUCUUGAUCUCAUAUUUUCUGAUAUUUUAAUUUAGCUCACUCUCUCAAACACAUUAAUAGUCCCUCAAUUUUUUUUUUCAAGAUUUGGACAACCAUUUUGAAUUGAAUCACACUUUAUAUAUGUCCCAAUAGGUCUGUUUGCCUUUUCAUUAGCAUUUUUGUGUUUGGAUGAAAACUUUUAAAAUAAUAUGAGGCCCAAGUAAGGCUUAGAAUAUUCCAACCUUGUCAGCUGAUGCAUUUUUGGUAGAAGCAGGUGUGUCAAACUUUAAUAAUAGGUUGCUAUGAUCUUCUGUGAUAAGAUGCUAUGAACAAAUAUGGUGAAACCCAUACCUGAAAAACUAGUAGACUUAGAAUCAUCAAACCUGGUUGUCUUCAAAUUGACCUUGUCCUCUUAUUUUCUUUUGCUGAUGUUUUAAUUAACUUUUUUUUAUCCAAGACAAUAAAAGAUUAUUUUAAAUAACUUAACAGACAUGGAUAGAUGGUGGGGAAAAUUUUUAAAAUUUUAAUCACACCAUUAUUUUACAAGCUAAACUUAUAUGACCUUGACCUUUACCCUCCAUACUUAGUUAAUGUGAAGGUCAUUUAAAUGUAAAAAUUCUUCUGGGGAUUAUUUUGCAAUGUUUAAUAAUCAGUUUCAUCAGAGUAUAGAAGAAAUUUUAACACUCUAACAUUUAGCUUUCCUGUUGAAGCCUGUCUAUAUUAUUUAUAUCGAAAAUAAAUUGCUGUUCCAUAAAACAGGCAUGUUCUGAACAAAACUUUAUUUAGGACUUUUUUUAUAUAUACAUUUUAUGAUUUUCUUGUACAGCACCUGUACAAAGUGUUCAACAUAUCACCAUACCAGUUCUCAAGACUAGUCCCAUUGCAUAAAUAUUUUACUAUUGGACUUGGAUCAUUUUUCCCAAGUUGAAUUUUCUCUUUAAUGGGAAGAUACUAUAGUGUCUGAUGUCAGGAGAAUUCCACAUUCACUCUAUUUUUGCUUUGAUAUAUAGUGACUUUAAUAUUCCCAUGUGCAAUUACAUGUUCCUAUGUCAAAAUUAUUGUUUGUGAAUCAAAUUCCCCUUUUGAAAAAUGAUCUGCAUUCAGCCCUGUAUGUUUUUGACUAUGAAUGUAUUUAAGUCUUGUGUAUAUAAGCAUUAUUUUGUGUUUUUUCUCAAAAUGUUAUUUUAAACACUGUAAUGAAAUAUUAAAUGUUUUAAUGCAUCAUUA
Saccostrea cuccullata (small rock oyster) is the source of this 3357-nucleotide messenger RNA. RefSeq lists its product as uncharacterized. The transcript is spliced from 4 exons. NCBI's taxonomy places the organism in Eukaryota, Metazoa, Mollusca, Bivalvia, Ostreida, Ostreidae. The record is from RefSeq and is a predicted model, not a curated record. Bases 149 to 1234 code for a protein of 361 amino acids.